This is a messenger RNA of Carica papaya (papaya), 2454 nucleotides long. It is a transcript of the gene ARP5, whose product is annotated as actin-related protein 5. The record is from RefSeq and is a predicted model, not a curated record. Lineage: Eukaryota; Viridiplantae; Streptophyta; Magnoliopsida; Brassicales; Caricaceae.
UCCCUGCUUCCCGUAAGAAGACGAAGCCCAUCGACUCUAAUUCAUAUUUCUCCUCGUUUCUUCUUCUCCGUGCUUCGUCUGCAGACACAGAGCUUCAAAAAUGCCGUUUAUAUCGCAGAUACAGAGACAAUCAGAUUACAGUCUCUUCUCUCCAUCCACUCCUAUCGUCAUCGACAAUGGCGCCUCCUAUUUCCGUAUCGGGUGGGCAGGAGAGAAUGACCCUCGCGUUAUCUUCCGCAACAUUGUUCAGAGACCACGCCACAAAGCCACUGGGGAAACUGUUACUAUUGUUGGGGAUCAUGAUCCUGCAUUGCUUAGAUACUUUGAUUGCACGCGCUCUGGACCACGCUCAGCUUUUGAUAGCAAUGUUGUUUAUCAGUUUGAGAUUAUGGAAUAUAUUCUUGACUUUGGCUUUGAUCGGCUUGGUGCGAACGGACCAGAGGUUAAUCAUCCUGUCCUAAUAACAGAAUCUGUAUGCAAUCCUGUUCAGUCCCGUUGCAAAAUGGCAGAAUUGCUAUUUGAGACAUAUGGAGUUCCAUCCGUAGCAUUUGGUGUUGAUGCUGCUUUCAGCUAUAUGUAUAAUCAACAACAGGGGAUUUGUGAUAAAGAUGGUCUUGCUAUCUGCCCAGGAUUCACGACGACUCAUGUUAUACCGUUUGUCGAUGGAGAGCCUGUGUAUAGAGGAUCUUGCCGAACUAAUAUUGGUGGAUACCAUGUCACAGAUACUCUAAAGCAACUUCUUUCCCUUAAAUAUCCACACCACAUGGCUAGGUUUACAUGGGAGAAAGUUGAAGACCUGAAAAUGGAGCACUGCUUUGUUGCCCCUGAUUAUACUUCAGAGGCUCAACUGUUUCAGAAAGGGACCAAGGAGGCUGAAGAUAAAACAAGGUGUUGGCAGCUUCCAUGGGUUCCGCCUCCUACUGAAGAGCCUUCAGAAGAAGAGAUUGCAAGAAAAGCAGCUAUAAAGGAGAGGCAAGGUCAAAGGCUGCGAGAAAUGGCUGAAGCAAAACGGUCUUCUAGGAUAAACGAACUAGAAAAUGAAUUGCAUGGUUUGGAGUUUCUCUUGCAUCAACUUGAACAAGUGGAAGAGGAUGACAUUCAAUCUUUCUUGUCAGAGACUGGUUAUGUUUCCAAGCAGGAAAUAGAAGCUUCCAUUGUCAAAGUAACACAGUCUUUACGGAAAGCUAAGGGUGAACCGAAAAGUGACCAAACUGAAAAUGAGGAAAAAACAGAUAAUUCUACAAAUGACAAAUAUCCUCUUAUUAACACCCCCGACAAUAUGCUUACUCCUGAGCAGCUAAAGGAGAAAAGGAGACAGAUUUUCCUUAAAACCACAAAUGAGGGUCGGCAGCGAGCUAAGCAGAAACGCUUUGAGGAAGAACUAGAAAGAGAAAAGAAAAAUCAACAAGAUGAAGAGAAGCGAUUAGAGAAUCCCGAGCUUUAUUUAGAGCAGAUGCGGGCUAAAUACAAAGAGCUUUCUGAUAAAAUUGAUCAGCGAAAACGACUUAAGACAAAUGGAAACAGCACAAAUGGAGGUGUUGGCCGUGGGGAGAGAUUGAAUGCUGCCCAGAGGGAAAGGAUGCGUCUCUUAACAACAGCAGCCUUUGAUCGAGGGAAGGGUGAAGACACUUUUGGUGCCAAAGAUGAAGAUUGGCAACUUUACAAACUAAUGAGCAAAGAUAACGAUGAAGAUGAUGAGGGACCAGAUGACGAUGAGACAGAACUGGGCCGAAUCUCUUCUAGGCUUCAGGAAAUUGACCCUACAUUUGUUCCCAAACCAGAAUUAGCACACGCUCAACCAGCUGCUGAGAUGCCACGAUUCCGUCCUCUCUCAAAAGAAGAUUUUCAAAUUGUGCUAGGGGUUGAAAGGUUCCGAUGCCCUGAACUAUUAUUUCAUCCAAACUGGAUUGGGAUCGAUCAGGUGGGCUUAGACGAGAUGGCUGGAGUUUCAAUAAAUCGGUUGCCAUCAAGGGACCAAGGCCUGGAGGAUAGAUUGACCAGUUCUAUCCUUAUUACUGGUGGGUCCUGUCUUUUCCCUGGUAUGAGUGAGCGCUUAGAAGCUGGAAUCCAGAUGAUACGACCAUGUGGUGCGCCUAUCCGGGUGGUCAGAGCAUUAGAUCCAGUGCUUGAUGCAUGGCGCGGAGCUGCUGUUUAUGCUUCUAACUUACGGUUCCCAGAGCAGACAUUCAGUAAGACAGAUUAUUAUGAGAAAGGUGAGGACUGGUUGCGGAGAUACCAACUGCAAUAUAUACUCUAAUUUUUAUUUUUGUCCUCCAAUGUAAAUUUUCUUAACAUGAGCUAGUGGUAGAUAAUUUAUGAUAUUUGACCUCCGACAAUUAAUGCAUUAAUAUGUAUUUGUUUGUAAAACAAUGAGGCAAAUGCAAGCUAUGAUCAUGUCCUUGACAAGUUUUCUCAUGAUGUGAGAAGGCGUUGAAUCUAUUUCCAUUUUUGACA